Messenger RNA from Drosophila erecta, 387 nucleotides. RefSeq lists its product as uncharacterized. Bases 2 to 361 code for a protein of 119 amino acids. Lineage: Eukaryota; Metazoa; Arthropoda; Insecta; Diptera; Drosophilidae. The transcript has 2 exons. The record is from RefSeq and is a predicted model, not a curated record.
AAUGCGCGGCGAUUGCGCUGGUCAGUCCACGUCCGCCACUGAUCGCAAUAUGACGCUCCGGAACCUGUGCCCCAAGUGCAUCCUGCUGGUGGCGCUGCUGCUCCUGCUGGACUUCAGCCUGGCCGGACCGCAGCAGUUGUUCCUCACAGACGACGUGAGAACAGAAACGGGCACGGGACCAGCAACUGCGGCUGCAGCCGGUGGUGAUUUGGGUGAGGAUCGCUUGCCCCUCAACGAUCCAUCGGAUCUGAGUGCUGGUUUAAAUUUGGCGCCCGUUGGCAGUCUGAUUUCGGCAGCAGCGAAUGUCGUUCCCCCCGCACCCAUUCUAUUUAUUCGCACGGCCAUGAACAGCGGGCUCUGACCGCCAGGUGGCGCUAACCGGAAUUC